AUGGGUGACUGGAGCUUUCUGGGGAGACUGUUAGAGAAUGCGCAGGAGCACUCCACGGUUAUUGGAAAGGUUUGGCUGACGGUACUGUUUAUCUUCAGGAUACUGGUGCUGGGGGCCGCUGCUGAGGAGGUCUGGGGAGACGAGCAGUCAGACUUUACAUGCAACACUCAGCAACCUGGUUGUGAAAAUGUUUGCUAUGACAAAGCCUUCCCCAUUUCUCACAUCCGCUUCUGGGUGCUGCAGAUCAUUUUUGUGUCCACUCCAACCCUCAUCUACUUGGGCCAUGUGCUGCACAUUGUACGCAUGGAGGAGAAGAGGAAAGAGAAAGAAGAGCUGAAAAAGAAGGGAAACGUCAAAGACAGCAACUACCCAGGAGCAGCAGCAUCUGGUGGUGGUGGUGGAGGAGGCAGCAAUAACAUCAAGGAUCCUCUUGGCAAAAAGGGGAAGGAGAAGCUCCCGAUCCGUGAUGAACGUGGUAGAAUCCGUAUGGGGGGUGCCCUGCUCCGUACCUAUGUCUUCAACAUCAUUUUCAAGACACUGUUUGAGGUGGGCUUCAUUGUGGGCCAGUACUUCCUAUAUGGCUUUGAGCUAAAGCCAGUCUACCAGUGCAGCCGCUCACCUUGCCCACACACUGUGGACUGCUUCAUCUCAAGGCCCACUGAGAAGACCAUCUUCAUCAUCUUCAUGUUGGUGGUGGCCUCUGUCUCCCUGCUGCUGAACAUGCUUGAGAUAUAUCACUUGGGGUGGAAGAAGCUUAAGCAGGGCAUGACAAGCCGGUACAGCCUUGAGAUGCCUGUCGCAACAAUGACACCAGUCAUGGUAACAGGGGAGUCCAAACCUGUCCCACCAGCCCCACCCGUGGUGGUAACGACUGCCGCACCCCCCCCUGUUCUGCCUGACACCCGUGCUGUCACACCGCUGCUGGCCCCGGUGACCAUGGCACCGUACCAUGCUGCAGCUGCUCCAAGACCACGGCCCCCCUCCAACAUGGCCUCCAUGCCCAGCUACCCUGUUGCUCCAGCAGUUCCUGAGGAGAGGCACCGUGCUGUGACUCCCACGCCCAUCUCCACUCCCGUCACCAUCCCGACCCCCAUCCCCACGCCCACGCCAGCCGUCAUCAACUACUUCAACAGCAACAGCCAUGCCCUGGCGGCCCAGCAGAACUGGGUCAACAUGGCAGCUGAGCCGCCGGGGAGGCUACGCCCGCCCCCGGCGGGGCCGCCUGUUGCUGCGGCCAACAGCGGCAGCAGCACCAGCCUGAGUGGGGCAAGCGGCAGCAAGUGGGGUGUGGAGGGCGAGGAGGAGCUGCCAGAGGAACAGCCCAUCUCAGCUGCCUGCACCACCGUGGAGAUGCAUGAGCCACCGCUGCUCGUAGACACGCGGCGCUUGAGCAGGGCCAGUAAGUCGAGCAGCUGCAGAGCCAGGUCAGACGACCUGGCCGUGUAG
Molecule: messenger RNA, 1446 nt
Organism: Pelecanus crispus (Dalmatian pelican)
Lineage: Eukaryota; Metazoa; Chordata; Aves; Pelecaniformes; Pelecanidae
Source: RefSeq, a predicted model, not a curated record